Molecule: messenger RNA, 2013 nt
Organism: Rhipicephalus sanguineus (brown dog tick)
Lineage: Eukaryota; Metazoa; Arthropoda; Arachnida; Ixodida; Ixodidae
Product: sodium-coupled monocarboxylate transporter 2
Exons: 17
Coding region: 96-1859 (587 amino acids)
Biological process (GO): sodium ion transport; transmembrane transport
Cellular component (GO): membrane
Molecular function (GO): symporter activity
Source: RefSeq, a predicted model, not a curated record
CUUGUCGCGCGUGAGCACGAAAUCGUUGCGCAACGACGCCUGCGCACUUUUUUGCGAAGGAAGGAGCCACGAGGCGCUAUAGCUGAGAAGGAGCCAUGGCUAGCGGCGGAUUCACGGUGGUGGAUUACACGGUGCUGGCGGCCUUGCUGGCUCUGUCGGUGUCCAUCGGCGUCUGGGUGGCGUGGCAGGACCGACGCCGCCAGAGCAGCCGCCACUUCCUCACCGCCCGCGGACAGCUGGGAUGGCUGCCCGUCUCGCUGUCCAUGAUGGCCAGCUUCUUCUCGGCCGUCAACGUGCUCGGCCUACCUGCCCAGGUGUUCAUGCAAGGCUCGUUGCUCUGGAUGGGCGUGUUUGCCACAUCUGCCGGCGUCCUCCUGUCGGCGUACAUUUUCCUGCCGGUCUACCAUGGCCUCAACAUCACCAGCAUCAACGAGUAUCUGGAAAAACGCUACAACUCCACCCUUCUCAGGAACGUAGCAUCCGGCGUCUUCAUACUCCAAACGGUUCUCUAUACAGGGGUGGCGCUGUACGGGCCGUCCUUGGCAGUCUCUUCAGUGACCGGCCUGUCCGUGUGGUCUUCAAUCGUCGUGAACGGCUUGGCCUGCACAUUCUACACGAACAUCGGAGGCCUUAAGGCGGUGGUGUGGACUGAUGCAGUCCAGAUGGUACUGAUCUACGCAAGCUACAUUCUAGUCAUUACAGCGGGCGUCCUGCAUGUCGGCGGGUUCGGCAACAUGAUAAGACUGGCCGAGGAGGGUGGCCGGAUCAAAAUAUCUAACUGGAGCCUUAGUCCGUAUGAAACGUUCACAUCGUGGUCGCUGCUUCUAUCCUGGACAGUGCGCUGGUGUUCGGCCUAUUGCGCCAGUCAGACGCAGAUGCAACGCCUCUCCAGCCUACCGUCUGCCACACAGGCCCGCCGCGCCGUGCUGUUCAACCUGCCGGCGGCAGCGAUCACAACGUUCCUGCCGGUGUUGGCCGGUCUCGCUUUGGUCGCCGUCUACAAGGACUGCGAUCCGAGGCUCACCGGAGACAUCAAAAAGCCGGAUGAGUUGAUGCCGUACAUUGUUCAAGAUCUGAUGGGAAAAUACCCGGGCCUGUCGGGGCUCCUGGUAGCUUCCGUCUUCAGUGGCUCUCUAAGCACCCUGUCGUCGGGCUACAACUCCAUGGCGGCGGUCACGUGGGAAGACCUCAUCCGUCCACGGGUCAAGCUGACUGAGACCCAGUCCAUCGUGACGCUCAAGUGCGUUGGUACGCUCUACGGCUUUCUGUCCAUAGCCGUAGCAUUCCUUGUCGGCUCCCUGAAGUCCAUCAUGCAGGCCUCCACUAGUCUCUUGGGAGUGACGUCGGGUCCUCUGCUGGCCAUUUUCCUUCUGGGUGUGCUGGCUCCCUGCUGCAAGAAAACGGGAGCCCUAGCAGGCAUGCUCACUGGGCUGAUCAUUGCUUCGUGGCUCGUCAUCGGUUCGAUCGUUUACCCGCGCCCCGUAGACCAGCUGCCUUCGUCCACGGCUGGGUGUUCCAGCUUCAACGAGACCCUGACGUUGGGCUCGUUCGAACAUCCACCGACGCCCAGUGGUAUGAACCGGCUCUACCACAUAUCCUUCAUGUGGACUCACUUCGUCGGAUUCUCCACCUCGCUGGUCACAUCGUUAGUCGUCAGCCUAAUAUUCGAUAGGGGAAGCACCGAAGAGGUCGAUGCCAAAUAUCUUUCGCCGUUGGUAAACCGAUUCAGCGGCCGCCACAGCGAAAACAUUCAGGUUGUGUGGGCGGCCGACAAGGGCAAGGCAUCGGCUGUGGAGCUCGAGAAACUCGUGGGACUCAGACAAGACGGACAACGCGACGAAGCGCCAGUUACGAACUGACAUUCACGAUCGUUGCCGAGCAACGGGGCAGCGGGCGUCUGCGCCGCUCAAUUCACUCGUGUUUUGGCGCAGCCGAAGCUGCGAAUCAGGUCGCCUUUUGUACAUACCACACGUGUAUAUACGCGAGCAUACAUAAAUUAAAUGCGUUCGUAGA